Molecule: messenger RNA, 5317 nt
Organism: Chelmon rostratus (copperband butterflyfish)
Lineage: Eukaryota; Metazoa; Chordata; Actinopteri; Chaetodontiformes; Chaetodontidae
Gene: flvcr1
Product: FLVCR heme transporter 1
Exons: 10
Coding region: 296-1951 (551 amino acids)
Biological process (GO): erythrocyte differentiation; transmembrane transport; heme export
Cellular component (GO): mitochondrion; membrane
Molecular function (GO): heme transmembrane transporter activity; heme binding
Source: RefSeq, a predicted model, not a curated record
CUCACCAGCCUGGCAGACAGGCGGUAAGCUGGUGGAGAGAAGAGGCGGAAGACGGAAGAUACCGGGGGUUGAAAUGAGCAGGACGCGUUAGAGUCGGUCAGUUUAAUACCCGAGAGGUCUCAGUCUGGUUCCCACCACAGUCAUUCAUGUUCUUUAAAGCAUCGGAGCGACAUCCACAAGUCACCGAAUGAGGAAACCGCUUUGUUUUGCGUUCCCUCGCUUCCUGCCUCGCCCCUAGCUGUCAUCUCUGGACUCAGCCGCGCGGAAAAACAAGAAAAACUAUCAAACAGGCAUCAUGGUCGCAGGCGAGCUCGUGCAGGAGCAUCUGCGCGCGGAUGCUGGCGCACCUGACGACAUCACGGUGGACAGGAAGACCCUCGAGCUGCAGGGAGCCGCCGAGCGAUGCGCGGGUCCGACGUACGGAGCGGCGCCGACGUGCGGCGCUGGGGAGACGGACAGCGAGCGGGCGCUGGAGCAGGAGAAGGAGGUGCCGGCGGAUGAAAGAGAGGCGAUGCUGCCCAACGGCGGAGGAGGGGAGGCGGAGGAGGAGAAGCUGGAGACGAGGCUGUACCGGCGCCGGUUCGCCGUGCUGACCGUUUUCAGCCUGUACUCUUUGGUGAACGCCUUCCAGUGGAUCCAGUACAGCAUCAUCACCAACGUGUUCACCCAGUACUACGGGGUGACCAACGAGGAGGUGAACUGGCUCUCCAUCGUCUACAUGGUCGCCUACGUGCCGCUCAUCUUCCCGGCCACCUGGCUGCUGGACCGGAAGGGUCUGCGGCUCACGGCCCUGCUGGGUGCCGGCCUCAACUGCGCCGGCGCCUGGCUCAAGUGCGCCAGCGUGAGCCCCGAGCUGUUCGGAGUCACCGUCACCGCGCAGGUCAUCUGCUCCGUGGCGCAGGUGUUCAUCCUCGGCCUGCCGUCCCGCAUCGCCUCGGUGUGGUUCGGACCGCGCGAGGUUUCAACCGCGUGCGCCACGGCCGUGCUCGGGAACCAGUUGGGAACAGCCAUUGGUUUCCUGUUGCCUCCAGUUUUGGUUCCCAACACGCCUGACGACCUUAAACUGACUGGUCACAACAUCAGCAUCAUGUUCUACGGCACCGCCGCUGUCUCCACAGGCCUCUUCAUCCUCACUGUUAUAGUCAUAAAGGACCGCCCGUCCCUCCCUCCCAGUCAAGCCCAGGCCAUCCUACCGGACUCUCCUCCUGAAGAUUACUCCUACAAGCAGUCCAUCUUCAACCUGCUGAAGAACAAAGCCUUUGUCCUCCUGCUCAUCAGCUACGGCAUAAUGACUGGUUCCUUCUACUCUGUCUCAACACUGCUCAACCAGAUGAUCAUGGACUGCUAUGAGAACCAGGAGCUGAAUGCUGGGAGAAUUGGUUUGACUCUGGUUGUCGCUGGGAUGGUCGGCUCCAUCCUCUGUGGCCUGUGGCUGGACCACACAAAGACAUACAAGAUGACGACUCUGAUCGUGUACAUCCUGUCGUUUCUCGGCAUGCUGGUCUUCACCUUCACUCUGGACCUCAACAACAUCUACCUGGUCUUCUUCACUGCUGGAGUCCUGGGGUUCUUCAUGACGGGUUACCUUCCUCUGGGCUUUGAGUUUGGAGUGGAGAUCACCUACCCAGAGUCUGAGGGAACCUCGUCAGGACUCCUCAAUGCUUUUGCUCAGAUAUUUGGGAUUAUUUUCACUCUGAUUCAGGGUAAACUGACCACAGACUACAAUCCACUGAUUGGAAAUAUCUUCCUCUGCGCCUGGAUCUUCCUGGGAAUACUGCUCACUGCCUUAAUUAAGUCAGAACUGAAAAGACACAACGUCAACAUGGGAGCAGCCGGCGACCACCUGCGAGCUCUUCCUGCCGACUGUCCCGGGGACCUCCCUUCAGAGAAGAAAGCCAACGGUGUCAAGAUGGAACCCUCGAUCAGCUUCUCCCGUGAAACCUCGCUGUGACCCUGCCAAGUCACUGGAUCGUAGGACAAAUAAGGUCUCCCUGCUGCCCUGGCAAACAUGUGGGCACCGUAGUCCACAUGAAGUAGCUAAAGGUGCACUUGAUAUUCAUUGCCAAGCAUAAUCUUCUCGAUAAUUGGAAUUUGAAUUGAGCCAAGUCUAAUCAAGCACAGCCACAAUCUACGGUGGAUUCACGCUGGGCCGGCGACCAAAAAGGCGAGGAGGGAGUUGGUCAGCGCUCCUCCCACGCUGUUUGACUCCUCUGCAGUUGGAUCCAGGUCCCUCCUGCUCCCAAAACACUUGCACAGAAGAAGCAUUACCUCCAACUGACAGAACUGUGGGUUUUAUCCCGGAAUGGUGAAAAGAAAAAUAUGCUAGCAACGACAUGCAGAAGAGGCUCGGCUGCACUUUAAUAGCACUGGAGGUGAAGCAUGGCGCUCCUGCUUUGGUUACUGUAUGUGAAUGUGGUUUAAGAGGAAAACAAGCGACCGGUUUCUAGAUCAGCAUCACAAGGCUUGUUGUGGUUGAAACAAAAUACACCUGGGAUUCUUGAUCGACCACAACAGCAGGUGAAGCGUUUGGAGGCUUCAGGUGUUUGGGGGGGUGGAGCUACAGAGCCAUGCACAGGGCCAGCGUUUCCUGAGUUUACUUGAAUUAUGCUUUCACGCUCCGGACUGGGGCUGUCGCGGUGGAGGAGUUUCGUUGCUUUAGGGCGGCUCAACAUGCGGUAGUAGCACUUUUGUUAGUAUGUUUCCUGAGUCUGCUGCAGCUGAGGUGAACUGGAAUAAUUAGCAGAGCGAGUGAGGCGGUGGCUUUGUGACUUUCUCCUGUGUGGCAGUUAAUCAAAAUAUUAUGAAAUAUCCGGAUCACAGCCACUUAAAUGCAUCAUGACAUACCUUUAGAAAUGAAGCAUUGUGCUGCUGCAGAGACGGAAGGGAACGUGCAUGUUUGGUGCAUUUUUUUCAGUCAAAAUGAAAUGAAAAAUCUUUGUUCCCACUAAAAUCGUCACUCAUAAAAAUCGUAAUAUUUGCCAAAUAAUCUCAACAUAAUUGAAAAUGUUUUUUUGCAUAUUGUUCAGCCGUGCCGCGUGCACUUUAAUGUGUGGCGUCAGGUGCGGUUGCGGUGGUCGGAUGCCAUCUCCUGUGGCUGGCUUGUCAUUGGUUACCGCGACAGCCCUGUUUGUGACCUGUGUGUUAAUGUUAAUGUUGCUUCAGCUGAUUCCUUCUUUACAUAUAAAACUGGUUAUGUCAGUUAUCAAACAGGAACCUCAUCUGAAAUCUGUUUUGAAGCUGAUCAUUCAUGUUUUUUUCUUCUACAAUGCUGCAGACCGAUCAGAUGGGCCGAAGAGCAGCUGCAAAUAAAUGUGCAUGGUUUGCUUUAGUCUGUGUAAUAAUGGCCGGUUGUUAUCACACAUGAUAUGACUGUACUGUAAGUCCGAGGAGGUCUAGACAAAUACAGAAGUACAUAAACUGACGCUGUCUAAGACCCUCACAGGUUUUUAUCAGCAGCUUCUUUUUUUCACAGAUGUUUACAUACGAAUGUGCUUUUUAUUUCCUGGGAUCUGUAAAUAGUUAAAUUAUGGCUGAUUGUGCAUACCAGGUGAAGUCAGCCCCUCAGCAAACCCGGAGGUCACAAAUGAUUGAGAAAACGUGAAGAACACUUCCAUCCCUGAGCUUUUUCCAUCUUUUGCUUCCCUGAAGUCUCCGCCGCAAAGAGGCAAAGAGGAUGGAGGUGAAGGGAGGGAAUGCAGAGGCCAUUUAGAACAGAUUAUCUGCUCUGAAGGGACAAACCUGACACUUUAUCUUUAUCAACGGGCUUAUUUACUGACUCCUUUCUUUCAUCCAUCGUUGGAUGUCCAAAGUCCAAAAGCUGCAGACUUGUUUUAUACACGACACUGUAAUUUCUCUCCGGUAAUAUGUACUGUAGAAUAUGAGGCAUGCUCAUCCAACAGAACUGUGCUGCAGUGUUUUCCUCCACAAACCACAGCGGACCAAACAGAAUGUGAACACGUUCUGAGCUCAGUGCACAAAACCAAACACAUGCACAACGUCAAGUUUUCUACCCCAAUGCACGACUUCAGGUGUGUUUUUAAUGUCACGCAUGUCGGCCAACAGCGCCAUCUUGUGGGUUCCUCCAGUAGCACAGAGCAACGAGGCGAGCAGGGUGGACAGGAGAAGCACAAAAGUGUUCAAUUCUUUCUGUAACAGAAAAAGAAGAAAAAGCAGUUUAUUUUCAUUUGUUCAUUUUAUUUCUGUCGUGUAAAAGUUCGACUUGUAGAAGGAAUUCUGCUUUUUGUAGCUUUCAUUACUCAUUUCUAACUCAAAGUGCUUUUUUUUUACUUAAGUGUGAAUGAAUGUUGCCAACUUUCACUGUUUCUAAAUAGAUGCUAAAGUGCUUUUAGCUGUUUAGUUUACUUCCAUGUUUGUGUGCAAAGUCUUACGCCCUGUCAGCUCUGGAUGAGGUUUUAAGUCUGAGAUUCAUCUGACUGAACAGAACAGCAGUGUUUUAGUCUGAAAGUCAACAUUUGACUUGUUUUCAUGAUAGUUUGAAGUUAAAUGAUUCUAAAAGAUAAACCCUAUAAACAAGCAGGAUUUUCAGUGGUAAAAAUAUAUUUAGGGAUAUUUUGGCUUUUUAAAAUGAGACUUUAUCAUCUUCACUCUCACAAGCUUCAUGCCAGCUAUUUGUUUCCAUGGAAACAGCAUCGAACAGCACUUUGACGACCAGUCAGUUCAGCAGCAUCAUGUUCGUUACUGUCGAGACUAAAACUUUUCAAAAUGAGUCCUCAAACAAAACCGCUUGUUGAUGACGGCUUAUUUUAGGAAUAAGUUGUCACACAAGUGUGAGAAUAUUAAUCAGUGUUGACUGUUCAACAUCAGAACAGACCUUUAUUAACCCAGUAGCAUGUUUCUACAAAGCACUGCUGAACCUUCUGUUUCACUUGUCUUUGGUUGAAAAUAUUUAUUUGCUUCUUUUUUAUGUUUUGGCUCUUAAGAAUUGAAGAUCUCAUCUCUCUAACAUGUGGUCAUAUAAUUUAUUUGUCUUGUCAAGUUAGGCUAUUUAUUAAUCACUGUGAAUAAAUUGUUAGAAAUGGCAGAGUAAGAUUAUAGAAAAGGAUUAAAAAAGCAUGUUCUCUGGACUGACAAACGCUGACAAUUCAAUGUGUGACAUCUCAUUUCAUGCUUUCAUAUUUUUAAAAUGUGCAUUUAUAAAAGUUUCUCUUCCAUCUCAUGCUUGUUGAACCAUAUUUUGUGUUGUCUCCAUCCUGUUUUCAACAUUUCUCUCUGUGACAGAAAUAGAUUUUAAAACAGAAAUCAGGAAGUGAUAUUAUGUUCUAGGUACUCUGACUAGCGCUGACACAAUUUCUGUAUU